AUGGAGAAGAUUACGGAUAAAAUCAAUUCGCUGCCCGAUGGCGCAAACUACUUCUCCCUCGAGUUCUUCCCGCCGAAGACGGCCAUGGGUUUCGCGAACCUACAAACGCGACUAGAGCGCAUGUCACAGGCGCUGCGACCACUCUUCGUUACUGUUACUUGGGGUGCGGGAGGAUCAACGGCCACCAAAUCGCUCGAACUCGCAGAGAUAUGCCAGCGCCAAUUGGGCCUUACGACAUGUUUACAUCUGACGUGUACCAACAUGAACCGCCAGCUCAUCGAUGACGCGCUCGAACAGGCAAAGGUGCUAGGUAUACGGAACAUUCUGGCCUUGAGAGGUGACGCGCCAAGGAGCGAGGAGUAUAGGGAUGAGGGGACACCACCAGAACAAGACUCCAACAAGGACUUUACCUGGGCUAUUGACUUGGUCAAGUACAUCCGGAAAGAGUAUGGCGACUACUUUUGCAUCGGUGUCGCGGCCUAUCCAGAAGGCCACUCGGAUCAGAGCCACCCAGAGCACCAGGACCCGCUGACUGAUCUGCCGUAUUUGGUCGAGAAGACUAAGGCAGGCGCCGACUUCAUCAUGACACAGCUGUUCUACGACGUCCAGGCCUACGACAAGUUUGAGAAGAUGCUCAGGGAACAUGAGAGUGGAGUGUUUAAGACGAUACCCAUAAUCCCUGGCUUGAUGCCGAUUCAAUCCUACAAGAUCCUCCUUCGGACAACCAAGCUCUCGCACGCGAGGUUACCGGCAGAAAUGUUGGCGCGACUGGACGCGGUGAAGAGCGAUGACGAACUGGUCAAGCAAAUGGGUGUACAGAUCAUGGACGAAAUGGUGGAACACAUCAAGGCGCGGCCGGAAACAUGCAGGAGGGGAUUCCAUUUCUACACACUCAAUCUGGAGAAAGCUGUAUCGCACGUCGUAGAAGACACGCAUUUGAUACCGACGACUAUAAUGGAUGACGAAGAAAUCAUAGUCGAAACAACACCCGCCAUCAACCUGGAGCCACCACCGAACGGCCUCAUGGCCCGCAGACGUCGAUCUUCAGCUGUUAACUCCGGCCCGUUCAACAGAGUCAUAAUAUCACACGGUUCGGGCGCAAAGUCGAGUAAUCACUCGUAUGAAGCCACAGAAGAAGAGGCCGGAGUACCACGAGGCCCCAUCAACACCCGCGCGAACACGCUGGCCAUUUCAGAAGGCGAGGGCUCACUAGGCCGCGAAGCAACAUGGGACGACUUUCCCAACGGUCGAUGGGGUGACGCGCGCUCUCCCGCCUUUGGUGAGAUUGACGGCUACGGACCAACCCUCCACGUUUCCACACCACAAGCCCUCAAGCUCUGGGGCUACCCCGUCGAGAAGAAAGACAUCUCAACCCUCUUCCGCCGCCACAUUGAAGGCGACCUAGAAGCCAUACCCUGGAGCGAACAAGGCCUAUCCCCCGAAACCUCGACCAUUAGUGCACAACUCCUCGCCCUCAACGCCAAAGGCUGGUGGACAGUAGCCUCCCAACCUGCCGUUAACGGCGUCAAAUCCACGGAUCCCAUAUUCGGCUGGGGCCCCAAAAACGGCUACGUCUUCCAAAAGCCCUUCGUCGAAUUCUUCAUCCCUGCCGCUGAAUUCCAAGCCUUCAAACCCAAACUCCAGGCCCACGACCAAGUCACAUGGUUCGCAGGCAACGCAGCCGGCGCCUUUGAAGCCUCACAAGAAGACGGCGUUAAUCCCGUCACGUGGGGCACUUUUGCAGGCAAAGAAAUCGUAACUCCCACCAUUAUCGAGGCUGUCAGCUUUAGGAGUUGGCUUGAUGAGGCAUUUAGUAUUUGGAAGGAGUGGCAGAGAAUUUAUCCCCCCAGGAGUGGGAGUAGUGUGCUGCUUGGGGAGUUGAGCAAGGAUGUUUGGUUGGUCAAUGUUAUCUGGGGUGAUUUUGUUAAUGGGGAGGGGUUGUGGGAGUUUUUGAGGCAGUGA
Molecule: messenger RNA, 1962 nt
Organism: Pyrenophora tritici-repentis Pt-1C-BFP
Lineage: Eukaryota; Fungi; Ascomycota; Dothideomycetes; Pleosporales; Pleosporaceae
Product: MetF, 5,10-methylenetetrahydrofolate reductase
Biological process (GO): tetrahydrofolate interconversion
Cellular component (GO): cytosol
Molecular function (GO): methylenetetrahydrofolate reductase [NAD(P)H] activity; FAD binding
Source: RefSeq, a predicted model, not a curated record